Mesorhabditis spiculigera is the source of this 888-nucleotide messenger RNA. Lineage: Eukaryota; Metazoa; Nematoda; Chromadorea; Rhabditida; Rhabditidae. The record is from the annotation of a GenBank genome assembly.
AUGGAUGAUCAGGAUCAAGAGGCCGCCCACGUUUCGGUGGCACUGCAACAGCUCAGAAGCUUGGGUCAAGAAUCCGACGUUGCGCGCGCCACCUGGGAACUGGCCAACAAAAUCGAGACGAUCGACAAGCCGUUUGAUAUCAAUGUUGAAGAGCAGCGACAAAUCCGGGCCGCGAACCCUUGGGAAAAAGACCCGCACUACUUCAAGGAGGUCAAGAUCUCGGCCGUGGCAUUGAUCAAAAUGGUCACCCAUGCGCGUAGUGGCGGAAAUCUUGAGGUAAUGGGUCUGAUGCAAGGCCACGUCGAUGCGAACACGUUCGUCGUCACUGAGAGCUUUGCACUGCCCGAGCCUUGGGUGGCGGUUGUUAUCGAUCCGCUACGCACGAUGAGCGCUGGAAAGGUCGACAUCGGUGCUUUCCGCACCUACCCCAAGGGAUACAAACCGCCAGAGGAGCGUGGCGGAGCCAAUGAAUAUCAGAGUGUGCCCCUGCACAAAAUCGAAGAUUUCGGCGUGCACUGCAAGCAAUAUUAUUCCCUGGACGUCACCUUCUUCAAAAGCGCUCUGGACGAUAAGGUGCUGAAGUCGAUGUUCAACACCUAUUGGAUCAACUCGUUGCGCGCAUCGCCAAUCUUCGCCAAUUCCGACUACAUCAACGCGCAGCUAAGCGAUUUGGCGGGCAAGACGAAGCAGAUCGAACGCCAUUGUCAAAGGCCCGAACGUAACGCCAAGGAUGUUCUGGAGAAAGUUGAAAAGUUGGUCAGCGAUGCCCAGACAGUAGGCGAAGAGUUGCAGUGCGGAAUGUUGUCGAUGGAGCUGAAAAAGAAUCUCUUCUCUCGCCCCCUGUGCCGAUGCCGCGAAGAUGCCGUGGCUGAAGAGCAGAUGGCCGAA